AUGGACGACGACGAGUGGCCCAUCUGCGGUGGCGAGGAAAUGCCUCAAGAAAUAUGCCAAAAUGCUAGGAAUUAUUUGAAUUUUCAGCCAAAACAACGAGGUGAAGGCCGCAGUGAACAUGAAGCAAGAAGGCGUUUGAAGAUUGAGUUUCUUGUACAGGUGAAUAACAGAGUUCAGUCGAAUCACAAGAGUUUACCUGAUCUUUCAAAAUUGUACAAAUCUCCUUCAGUUAUUCUAUCAAAUAUUCCGGCCACCACCUGCCGCCGACCGCCGCCGCCAGGUAUCGCCGGAAACCGUCGUUGCCGCCCGAAGUCGCCGGAACUCGCCCCGAGCCCAGCCGCACGCAGCCGCGAGCACAGGCCUGCAACUGCGCACAGUCGAGCCGCACGCAAAGGUCCCAGGGACGUAUCGCGAUGCCCAGCUCCACCACGCAGCACGUGA
Molecule: messenger RNA, 441 nt
Organism: Striga asiatica
Lineage: Eukaryota; Viridiplantae; Streptophyta; Magnoliopsida; Lamiales; Orobanchaceae
Source: the annotation of a GenBank genome assembly